Messenger RNA from Hipposideros armiger (great roundleaf bat), 5898 nucleotides. RefSeq names its product sodium/potassium/calcium exchanger 2. Lineage: Eukaryota; Metazoa; Chordata; Mammalia; Chiroptera; Hipposideridae. Bases 91 to 1065 code for a protein of 324 amino acids. The transcript is spliced from 9 exons. The record is from RefSeq and is a predicted model, not a curated record. Gene Ontology annotation, biological process: long-term synaptic potentiation; intracellular calcium ion homeostasis; long-term synaptic depression. Gene Ontology annotation, cellular component: plasma membrane. Gene Ontology annotation, molecular function: calcium channel activity; calcium, potassium:sodium antiporter activity.
UCUACAGCCAGGGACAAGGAUGAACAGGCUCUACCGUCUAAGCCACGUCUCCAACGAGGUGGAAGCUCCGCCUCCCUCCACAACAGUCUCAUGAGGAACAGCAUCUUCCAGCUCAUGAUUCACACCCUGGACCCACUCGCUGAAGAACUUGGAUCAUAUGGAAAGCUAAAAUAUUAUGACACAAUGACUGAAGAAGGGAGGUUCAGAGAAAAAGCUUCAAUUCUCCACAAGAUUGCCAAGAAGAAAUGCCAGGUGGAUGAGAAUGAGAGGCAGAAUGGAGCUGCCAAUCAUGUAGAAAAAAUCGAGCUCCCAAACAGCACCAGCACAGAAGUUGAAAUGACGCCAUCCAGUGAUACUUCAGAACCUAUACAGAAUGGAAAUCUCUCCCACAGCAUUGAAGCUGCAGAAACCCAGCAGACCACAGAAACGGCUGAGGACGAGGAUGACCAGCCUCUCAGCCUGGCCUGGCCUUCCAACCCCCGCAAGCAAGUCACAUUCCUAAUUGUUCUCCCCAUAGUGUUUCCUCUCUGGGUUACCUUACCUGAUGUCCGCAAGCCUUCAGCAAGGAAGUUUUUUCCCAUCACGUUCUUCGGCGCCAUCACCUGGAUUGCAAUAUUCUCUUACUUAAUGGUCUGGUGGGCACACCAGGUUGGAGAGACAAUUGGCAUUAGUGAGGAGAUUAUGGGUCUGACCAUCCUGGCUGCUGGGACCUCCAUCCCUGAUCUUAUCACCAGUGUCAUAGUGGCCCGGAAGGGCCUUGGGGAUAUGGCUGUAUCUAGCUCUGUUGGAAGCAACAUUUUUGACAUCACCGUAGGGCUCCCACUGCCGUGGCUCCUGUUCACCAUCAUUCACAGAUUCCAGCCAGUGGCCGUCAGCAGCAAUGGCCUCUUCUGCGCCAUCGUCCUCCUCUUCAUCAUGCUGCUCUUCGUCAUCCUCUCCAUUGCCCUUUGUAAAUGGCGGAUGAACAAAGUGCUGGGCUUCAUCAUGUUCGGCCUCUACUUUGUGUUCCUGGUGGUCAGCGUCCUCCUAGAAGACAGAAUCCUUGUGUGCCCAGUCUCUAUCUAGCAAGAGAAGCCAUAUCUUGAACCAACAGCCUGGAUGGUCCCUCCCCUCCCCAGGUUCUGGGCUCCUUGACCUCUCGAGAAGAGGCAGCUGGCAUGCAACCCCUGGUCCCUCCUUGGCAGACGUGAGGAGGGACGGACUCACACCGGACUGGCUCACGCCACAGGCUGCUUUCACCCUUGCCUAUGGAAACGUCUUCAUGCAAGAGACAGAGAACUGCCCGUUUGAGGCUUCUCUCCACUCACCACUGACAGGUACUCCUCGCUGGUCGGAGGUACAUUCAUUGUGAUGAUGCAAACAAUGACAGAGGCUGUGUAUAUACAUAUAAAAUACACACUUUAUAAGUAGAUGCACCUGAACACACCCGCCUGUUCCUGUACUUUUCCUCUCCUUCCAUGCCUAUAGAAUAAUACAUACCUGUAUACAAACACAAAGAAACAUUUUAUAUAUAUAUAUGUAAUUAUAUAUAUAUAUAAAAAUACAAAUGCAUCUUUUCAGGGAUAGCUUUAGUAUAUUUAUAGUACCUAUUUGAAGAGGAGCAUCAACUUUCAGCCUGAGCUUUACCUCUUAAGUGCAAGAGAUGAACUAAGGGAAUCAUUGUUGUGACCUUCAGCCUACCUUGUACUUACUGGGAUCCUGCCUGCUAAGGUGGAUGUUUUAGAAGAAAUGGUUUCAGGAGGGAGGGCCAGGUGGAGAGGGUCUACAGGGGACCUGAGUUGAGCCCUCCAAAAUAUCCCUUAAGCCAAACAAGGAAGACUCUCUGCCCACCCCCACUGUGGUACACUGACAAAACCCCACAGGGUUACUUAGGACAGACAGAGGGAAACUCCACACAGGGUAGAUACCAGUUUUGGGGCAGCGGGAAGGUGACCAGGGUUAGGUCUUGGGGGAUUUUCUAAUAUGUAAUUAUACUGCCUCAGCAUGCAAGUAGAAACUAUGACUGCAAACCAAAUUAGCGCUCUUCUAGGACAGCAAGACUAUUUAAAUUGGCCCUACAUUGUUCCAAUGCAUGUCCCAUUAUCAUCAAAAGAAAGGGGGCAAGUUUAGCUGUGAUUGCCAUGUAGACGUAUAUUGAUGCUAAGGGCUCACAUAUAAUCAAAAUGCCGCCAAAAGAGCCCAGAUGUGUAAUAAGAAAUACCAUCUAGUAGGGCGCUUAGUGAGACUUGCCACCCAACGGGAAUGUAAGGUCAUGGUUCUUUAAUGCAUCUUCCAGUGUGGUCAUAAAGGGCUUCAGUGUCUGACACAAUCGUUAUUCUUUAAAUAGAACUAAAUUGACUCUGAUCAAUACUGCUUGGGUUGAGGCAGCUUAGACAUAUUUGGAAAGGCAUUUGCACACUAAGAAGGUUUCUGAGUCCUAUGUCUAGUGGUGUCAGGACCAGGAUUUGGUUAAAGCCCAUGCAACAUCCGAGUCUCUCCUGCCACCGGGACCCCAUCUGGGACUCAUCCUCAAGAGGACACUGAGGACAAUACUCAACAGCUUCUUUUCACUGGCUCCAAGCCAGUCACUCCAAGGUUUUGAUUUCCUGAGUUUGCUCAGCACUCAUGGGAUAUUUUCAUUUCAUUCAUUCCGUGACCCCAGGUUCCCUUUGACCCCUUGUAUGGUUUCACCGGUCUAUGUCAAUAGAAAAUAAAACCAGCAAGGGGGGAAAAAAACAGGCAAACUAAACUGAUGAAAAAAAAAAUAUGUCGUUUUUCAUUUCUCUAAGUUGUGCUUUCUCUAAAAUCAGUUGUAAAAGUCAGUAGAAGAUGGCUCAUUGUUCAGCACUCAUCCUGCAUCUAAGUUGGCACACACCACACAUGGGAAACUAUCCCCUGUGUGUUCUUGUCUCCAGUCUGUUGUGUCACUGAUGCUGCUGUGAUGUUGUUGUCAGCAUGUGCCUUUUACAUAGGGAGACGGGAUGUAGAGCUCACAGGUGAGAAAAGAGGAAGGGAGACCUGACAGCCCCAGAGCAACCUCAGUAUUCCUCCCACAAAACCUCCGCUCACUCCACAGCGCCUGGCAGUAAUAGGCAGCACCCAUCAUUGCUCCUCACUCACAAGCAAAAACCACUUCUAAGUGGAGGCCCACUAGGAAAACAAGAAAUCAAGGUGGCUGCCACCCAGGAUGCUAGCUUUUAAGCCAUUCCAACAUUGCAAAGUCUGGUUUUCGGUUGUUUGAGAGAACUCUGUGAUUCGUUCAUCAAGGGCAGAAUUUUGUAUGGAGGCAAGAAUUUGCUCCUUAGAGUGAAAGAGAACGAGUAAGUGAACUUUUAGUUACAAACUCUGGUUGUUUUCCCUGUGCAUGACUUGGAGGGGAGCACAGUUGGUUCUUGUGUGAAUAUGUAUGAUUGACUGGUUUGUUCUUUGAAAGAAGGCGUGAAUAGGUGCCUUUGACUCAACUGUAGAUAGACGGUAAAACCAGGCAGGAUGAGGGAGGUCCCAGGGCAGCCCUGCUCUUAUGCCAGCACUUCCUGAUGCUCCCCCUGCCUGCUCACUUCUUCCCAUUAAUUCCCAGCAAAGACUCACCCAAGCAGCCAAGGAGCAUUUUACUUGCCGGGGAGCUCCAUUUCAUAGGGAGCGCGUGAUCAUUAAUGAAAAUUUGUUUUCCAGAAGACAAUAUCUCAAAGCCCCAUUCCCACCUCAGUGAUGUCCACUGACCAUGACGUGUAACUGCAGUGUGCCCUCAUUGGCUGGGACACAGGCACCUUCUCCCGCCACUGCUUGCCCUUGCUUUCCCCUCAUGAUGUGUCUGGGAGGUUAUGUGUCAGGGUAGGCUAAAUCCAGAGAAAAAUGUAUGGGAUGCAACCGUAGAUCUUUAAAAGCAUUGAAAUCGUGAACAUAAGAAAGAACUUUACACAUCAUGGUUCCCUGAGUAGGUCAUCUCUAAUGCCUUUUCUGCGUGACUGUGUAUAUACAUAUAUAAAUAUAUAUCUUUAUACCAGAUCUAUAUAUGCGUACACAGUAUCACAUCAUCACCCUCUAACCCAAUCGCAUUCAGGAUUCAAAAGCAGGAAGCAUCAAGGUUGCCAUAGUGAAGGAAAAGGAGAGUCACGCACACCAACCACCAAAGGGAACAUUUCUUCCUGAUCUCCCAGGGUUUGUUCUGUGCACAUUUGUACCCACUCCAUAUAUUUUCCCACCCCAAGAAUAUAGAUUUACAGCCUUACAGAAAUAGCCAGCCAUAUCCCAAUUGUUGACGUAGAGGCAAAAAGUACACAACAGAAAAGUACAGGGGGAAAAAUUAAACUGCAGACACUCUCUUCGCUUCCCUGGAGCAGGGUAUAAAAUAAUAUCAAAAAUUCAAGAGCCAAGUUCGUACUGCUCAAUCGAAAAUAAAUGAGCUGCAUCCAAAUGGUUCCAUUUACUGUCCACAGCGAACUGAGCAGGUCUUGCUUGCUGUCACCUCCUCUGUCACCCUCGGCAGCCUCAGGACAGGAGAGCAACUUGGCUCAAACUGAAAGUGCCGGAACAGAACCUUCUAAAUUGCACGCUGAAUGCCCACGCAUGUCCAGCUGCUCUCUGAACCUGACUAGCUCCUGAAGAGCUGAAGCUGGAGAUGAGAUGGUGGUUUGCAGCCUCCCAGGCUGUAAGCUGAGCCAGGCAGUGACAGCUCAGGAAAGCACAGUACAUGUGCAGGGACUAAAGGGUAGAAUUAUUUAUCAAUUUGGAAGAUGCAGCAGAAUAUCCUAAAGCCUUUUCAGAAAAUUAUAAAAAGAGGCCAGGACUGUUUCAUAUUUGGGGGAAAUGCUUUAUAAGGCUUCAAACAGGUGUCACCUGACAAGGGCCAUUAUAAUUUACUUUCUAGGGAAGACACAAAUCAGGUGCUUUGGAGCCCUUUCAGCAAAACACAGCUGCCUCGCUGAUGAGACAUUUGAUAAUAUUAAUGUACAUCCAUCCCUGGGCUGGAAGAGAGUUGGCAGACUCCCCACCAUUGCUCGUGGCUCUUAAACUGUCCCCUCUGGAACAGGGAGAUAGGAGAUGAUCUAUUAAGGAGCCAUACCACCUUAAGAGAAAGCUCAUCAAGGAAAUUACAACAAAUAGAGCUGCUGGCCAAAUAGACAGUUGGGAAAGCUGGGACUUCUGCUAAAACGCUCUGCUAAAAUUACUGGGUUGGAAUAUCUGACAUGGGUCUGAUAACCUAUCUGAGUCCAAGCAUUUCAGAAAACUUUAGUAUGAUUUCUUCCCUACAUCUAUCAACAUACAAGUGCAUGCACAUGUACACACACACACACACACACACACACAAGAUUAUGAGGAUGCCAAGCAUCCUUGCACCUAGACAGAUUGUUACUCCAAUAAGUAGGUGGCCAUAUUAUAAGAGGCAGCUCUGUUCCAAUAGAAAUAAAAGGAAAAUAUUCUCAGGGCAGUUUCUAGAGAAGUCAGCUGUCGCCUGAAUUGCUUCAUUCUUGCUAAGUCACAUCUUACGUGACCACCUGGCUUAAUAUUUUUAAAAGACACAUCCUCAACUUCUAUAAUGCCCUCAGCAAUAUUGUCUUCAAUUAGUAGGUAAGGGGUUGUCAUUAAGGGAGCGUUUAUGGGAGUAGGGAGGAAUACGGAAAGGAAGGAGAAAUUAAUGUACUUUCACUAGGAUUCCCAAGAAAUCAAGUAUCACAUUGCUAUAGAUCCCUAUGUAGUUUAAAAUAAUUGUAAAUUUCAGGCUUUUUUUUUUUAACCAAUUACAAGAGCCUAUGUAGAGCCCCAGAUUUAAAAAUGUCCCCUUCUCAAGAAGGCCUUGGAAAAGAUAGAUAAAGGGCUCCUGGUCCACUGUUUAACUUGAGCUCCUUACCUUUAUAACUUUGCAUUUCUUUUUUAAUCUCCCAGCUUCAUAGUCUUUGAGAUGUAUAGCAGACAAGAAAA